Messenger RNA from Aspergillus caelatus, 1053 nucleotides. RefSeq names its product ribonuclease H2 subunit C. Gene Ontology annotation, biological process: RNA catabolic process. Lineage: Eukaryota; Fungi; Ascomycota; Eurotiomycetes; Eurotiales; Aspergillaceae. Bases 100 to 585 code for a protein of 161 amino acids. The transcript has 4 exons. Gene Ontology annotation, cellular component: ribonuclease H2 complex. The record is from RefSeq and is a predicted model, not a curated record.
CAACAUCCUGGAUUGUUAACAAAUCAGCUAACUUCCUUGUAUUCGGUUCAUUUACUUCUUGUUUGCACUAGUCAAUUAGAAUUAAGAUCCAAACGCAACAUGUUCGCUAUCCAACCUCAGCAACAGUCCUCAGGAUCAGAACACGCGAAUUCGACAAAGACCGUUACUCCCAAUAUUCUUCCUUGUCGAAUUCAUUAUGAUGGUCCCGUUGGAACCCUGGGCCGCUACUGGAAGUCUGAAUCUGAUGAAAAAGAUACAAACCUACAAACUGCCUACUUCCGCGGCCGUAAGCUGCGAGGCCGACGUGUUGCGAUUCCAGAGGGUUACGAAGGGAUUGUUGCGCUCCCAACAGAGCGUGUGAUGCCACCGACCCAACGCAACGCAAACUCUACGAUCAGCGAGGAAACGGAACAGGAAGAGCCAGUCAAGAUCCUGGAGAAACAAGCUACUUUCAAUGAAUAUGUGGUGUGGGGUCACGAACUGACCCCUGCGGCGGACGACUCCUUCGUCAAGGGAGUUGAAGAGUGGCUGAAACUGGCUGAAGCGAUGCAUUGCCAGCCUAAUGACGAAAAGAAGUCUUCAUGAACUCGGCCCUGGUUUAUCUGUGGACAUCCUACGCGACGAAACCAUUUUGGUAUAUAGACACUUCCCUGUUGAACACGACUCUGGUCUUUACAGGGUACUCUCCUUAGAGAAAUUGCAGCGGCGCCUGACAAGAUGCGGCCGCACUUGUUUGACACGUUGGCCAGCCGUCGCACAUUGACAUCCUCAUAUCACCAUGGUGAUCUAUGGUGAAUGGUGCUUGACGCAUGAUCAUCUAUCAAUGGUGAAAUAUCCGCGAUCCUGCUUAUGACCGCCAUGAGGAUUUCAAUCCGGCUAGAAAUAUGCCUCCAUCCAAUUUCUACGUACAGAAGCACUUAUUGGCGGCUCGGUUCCUUGCUUUGCUUUCUCUAGCGUGCGCGGCAUCAUUCUAUUACGACGUGCUGUCCGGGAGCCACAUACAGUGUCAAAAGAGACUAUACUGCUAGCAUAUAGACAAAUCAUAUACUUUCC